AUGUCGCUGAGCGCGCCUGCUCAGGCGGUGCGCAGUACCAGGACCAAUAGCCUCGACCAACUCGAUUUUCAAGAGCGCAGGCAGCUGAUUGCUAGCUCAUUGUCACUUACAGACUUCCUUCAUGUCGGGGCUAAAGAAGUGGCUGCUGUUGCCGCCAAAAAACAAAAUGGUUCAGCAGUACGUACCAACAGCCUGGGCUCUGGCGCGCGCACCCCGCCCGCUGAGCGAACCAAAUCAAAAUUUUCUGCGUUUGGUAGACUUUUCAAACCAUGGAAAUGGAAACGGAAAAAGAAAUCUGAAAAAUUUGAAGCAGCUUCUAGAUCUUUAGAAAGGAAGAUAUCCGUCCGAGCGAAUAGAGAUGAGUUAGUUCAAAAAGGAAUUCUUCUGCCAGAGAGUCCAGUGACGCCCGUACCCGAAGACAAUGAGGAGGAGUCACCGACGUAUGGGGAGGAGACGCGCAACGAGCGGGAGACACACACGGGGAAUAUGAACGAGCGUAGCGGAGCGCACGCUGCUCUGCAGGCGCAGCUGGCGUCGCAGCUGGCACAGCAGCAGCAUGCGCUGGCCGCCGCCGUGGCCGCCGCCGCCGCCGCCGCUGCGCACCAUCACCAUCAGAACAACAAUGUUAUCGAUUUUGUGUCGGGCUAUUACGGGGGUGCCGCAGGCGGGGGUAGUGCAGGGGGUGCGGGCGGCGGUCUGGCCGCCGGCGCGCGCCUCAGUGCUGGCCCGCCCGCGCCCGCGCCCGCCUGCGCUCCUAGUCCGCAGACU
Messenger RNA from Brenthis ino (lesser marbled fritillary), 768 nucleotides. NCBI's taxonomy places the organism in Eukaryota, Metazoa, Arthropoda, Insecta, Lepidoptera, Nymphalidae. The record is from the annotation of a GenBank genome assembly.